AUAUCAAACGGAAGUGGCUCUGAUACCCGGUGGUUGUAGUUUUGUUUUGGUCGGCGCUUGAUAGUUUAGCCUACUUUAGCAAUAAUACGUCUAUUAAUAUUCAAGAGAUGGACUGCUGCAUUGUAUCUGCUCUGUGGUGUCUCAUACCACUUUAUUUUCUUCUACACUUUCUGUGUUUCAUUUUCGCGGACGCAGAUUUCACUCUGCUGUGGGCAACUCUGACAGGACAUGGGCCAGAAAAAAAGCUAAAAGGGUUGGUAGUGUGGGUCACUGGAGCUUCCAGUGGCAUUGGAGAGGAGCUUGCCUAUCAGCUGGCUCGCUGCGGGUCACAUCUUAUCCUUUCUGCUCGACGUGAGGAUGAGUUAAAGAGGGUGAAACGUCGCUGUUUAGAGCACUCUGACCUCAAGGAUAAAGACAUUCUUGUUCUCCCACUGGAUUUGUUGGAGAGGACAUCACAUGAAUUAAAAACAAAAACUGCAAUCCAGUACUUCGGACAUGUUGACAUCCUCAUUAACAAUGGCGGCCGAAGCCAGCGUUCUCUGUGCAUGGAGACCACUGUUGAUGUGUAUCAGGCUUUGAUGGAGCUCAACUUCCUGGGUACAGUCUCUGUCACUAAGCAGGUGCUGCCCCACAUGACUCAGCGAGGCACGGGGACCAUUGUGACUGUCAGCAGUAUUGUUGGCAUUGCUGGAGCACCCCUGUCAACAGGAUACUCUGCUAGCAAACAUGCUCUUCAGGGCUUCUUUAAUUCCUUGAGGAUCGAGCUGACUGAAUUUCCAAACAUACUCAUAAGCACAGUGUUACCGGGGCCUGUGCAAUCACAGAUUGUCCAAAAUGCCUUCACAGAGGAACUGAACAAGCCUGUGGCCUCAGCUGGUAGUCAGGAACACAAGAUGCCAACAAGUCGCUGUGUGCGUUUAAUGCUGGUGGGAAUUUCCAAUGGUGUCAAAGAAAUGUGGAUUGCACAGCAGCCCUUCCUUCUGUUUUACUAUGCCUGGCAGUAUGCUCCCACAGUUGCCUGGUUCGCCACAAACCUGAUGGGACGAAAAAGGGUGCAGAAUUUUAAAGCUGGUCUGGAUGCAGACUCUGCAUACUUCACAAAGCCCAAGACUUCCUGAGAGUCACGACCACAAGAUGAAACCGGUUUAAAGCAACCCAGCAGUUGAAGAUUAAGCAUGGGAUGGGUUAUCCUGCUAAUGUAGGGGUCUUCACCUUCUAGAAAGAAAACAUUAAACAUCUGCUCUACUUCCAAAGCAUCACAGGGUUGGAGGAAAAGCUGUGUAUUUUCAGUGGUUUCAUCACAAAUGAAAAGUACGUCUGUUAUUUUUCCUGUUUUGUAAUGAACGCAUUCAGACUAUAUAACCUUCAUGUUGAGAGCCAUGCUAUGGUAUGCUAUGGACUUCACUUCCACAAUAAAAAUCUGCAUAUAUUUUU
Labrus mixtus (cuckoo wrasse) is the source of this 1434-nucleotide messenger RNA. It is a transcript of the gene dhrs7, whose product is annotated as dehydrogenase/reductase (SDR family) member 7. Lineage: Eukaryota; Metazoa; Chordata; Actinopteri; Labriformes; Labridae. Gene Ontology annotation, molecular function: oxidoreductase activity. The transcript is spliced from 7 exons. Bases 108 to 1118 code for a protein of 336 amino acids. The record is from RefSeq and is a predicted model, not a curated record.